GUGAAAGGAAGAAGUUUUUGUCGUCCCACAUAUCGCCUCAGUCUGAGUGAAUCGCUGUUCUACUAGUGGUUAUCUGUGACUCUCCCGCGAAAGAUAGAUACACACGUUGACUGAAGGAGUUUGUUUGUUUUUGCAACAAGCAAACAGUCCGGCAACUUCCUAUUUUGCUUUGCUUUCUACCUUGAGGUAAUGAUCGUUUCACACAAAGUCGUAAUUUAACACUUGUGCGUUCGUUUCGGUACUGGUGCGUCGUGUUCUGUCCUAAUUAGCUAAUUCGGUACAGUUGGUGCGUGCAGUGUAGUGUUCCGGUAUAGGAAAACCACAGCCAAAAGUCGCCAGGUAAACGGCGACAAAGGCUGGGACGGUUUAGGUAGAUUUUUUUUAAAUAUAUAUUUUUUGCAUUUUAGCUGUCACAACUGAGUCGAAGAUGUAUAGUAUGAUGGAACACGAGUUGAAGCCUCCUGGCCAGCAGCAGUCUCACCAGACCUCCCAAGGAAUGUCUCCGGUGAACGGAAUGGUCAGCUCUCACCCGGGAUCCAAAUCGGCAUGUCCUCCUGGAGUUGACCCCAUGGACAAAGUCAAGCGGCCCAUGAACGCCUUCAUGGUCUGGUCGCGUGGCCAGCGGCGCAAGAUGGCCCAGGAAAACCCUAAGAUGCACAACUCUGAGAUCAGCAAGAGGCUGGGCGCGGAGUGGAAACUCCUCACCGACGCUGAGAAAAGACCGUUUAUCGACGAGGCCAAGCGGCUCCGGGCCGUACACAUGAAGGACUACCCCGACUACAAGUACAAGCCCCGCCGCAAGACCAAGCCGCUGCUCAAGAAGGACAACCAGGUGGGCAAGUAUCCACUGUCUGCGGGGAACCUGCUGGCCGCUGCCGCCGCCCAGGGACAGGGUGGAAGCCCACGGAUGGACAGUUACGGGUGGGGUCCCACUGGCGGUUACGCCGGCAUGCAGGGCGAGGCCCUUGGAUAUACCCAGCAGCUCCACCGCUACGACCUGUCAGCUCUACAGUACCCUCAGGCCAUGUCGGCGCAGACAUACAUGAACGGCGGCAACUCCUACAGCCCCAUGUCCUACAGUAGCAGUCCCCAGCAGCCUAGUCCAGUCAUGUCCAUGGUGAAGCCCGAACCCGUGUCCCACUCCCCGACGGGGGGCCACAACCCCCACCGAGGGCCUCUCCAGGGGGACCUUAGGGACAUGAUCAGUAUGUACAUCCCAGGAGGAGACGGGAGCGAGCAGGGAUCCCAGAGGGGCUACACCAGUGUCCAGCAGCACUACCUUGGAGGAACCAUGCCUCUUACACACAUCUAGGAGGCAGAGGGCCCAAACCUGGGGCUGGGGACCCCAACCAACACACACCUGGACUGGGAAAGUAGAUGGACCUUGCAUGGCCAUGUUCUCAGUCAUUGUUGGUUGACAUGUGUACACACACACACCUACACUGAGACUGAACCCAAGUACAGACGAGUACACACACACACACACACAUGCACUCUCCACGGUCCUGUUACAUUUAGUCACUACAAAAAAACUCUUUUCUACCUCCUUUUAUUUUCUGUUCUCUGGCCCCACCCCUCCCCCUGGGCCAUCUCUCUCCUCAUCCCUCUCUGACUGACACCCCCCUGGACCAUCUCUGCAACACUGAAAAUCCCAGUCUUCCUGAUGAACUUCUGGUUAUGAAGGACUCCUAGACCCCCCCCCCCCCAAAAAAAAAUAUGUACAUAUUUUGAUACCCCCCCCCCCCCCCCCCAUUUGUUUUUAAAAACUUAAUGAACUGAACUUGACGGCAUUAACUUCCAUUCCGCCCCUCCCCCCCACCUUUACGUAUUCCGGAACCCUUCCCAGUGUUCCGAUGCGUGAUUAGGGUUCCAUCAGCUUUCCACAAUGUUCCAUUGUGCGGUCCUCCCUGGAUAGUUCCCCACGGGCACCGUCCGUUUCCUCUCGCGGUGUUGGGCAAUCACAACCAAUCCCAAACUGGUUGCCCACCCGGGUGAGAGGAGGGGGGGGGGGGCGGGGUUGGGGUGGUUGGAACCGUACAAUAGACACCCAUGGGAUGUGCUUGGGAACCGGGUCAGAUGAUCGAAAACCUGCAGGGGCCAGUGACAUACAAAUCACAUGACCCUCCCCCCUCUCACGUGCACACGCACACUGAGAAUUCUGACUGUAGAACCAGUUUGAUUGUGUAACCCGAUUGAGUGAGGGGGAGGGGGGGGGGGGGUGGGAAGGGUGGUCCUCUUGUAACACUGGAUGACAGACUGAGUGUGAACUUGGAAGGGGGGGGGUGAUACACACAGAUAACUUGAAAGACCAAUGCGAGUUUUAAGUUUUAUAUAUAUAUAUAUUUUUAAGUACACAGCCUUUGGGUGCCUUGUGCUUGGUGAUAUAAGUGCUCUUGUAGUUUUAAAAAAAAAACGUCUUGUAGUUUUAAAAAAACACCUUCAAUCCCAUGAGCUGACACAUGGUAGGCAGCCUGUUGGACAAUCUCAUCAGUUCUCUGGAUUCAGUGGAAACCCACACUAGGUGUGGGCUAGUCCUGCUGUCCUGACGACCGCGGUGGUCCGCAACACUUCGGCCUUCUGGCUGGUCUGUACGGAGGCUUGGUGCUGGCUAAUCUUACUGCAGACAUCAACACAUCCAACUCUUCAGCAACACAUUGAACUUUUAUAGCAUAAUAUGUCUGAUUUUUAUAUUCAUUGACUUUACAGUUUUAACAUCAUGUCUCUUUGCCGUACCAUGUAACCAUGGUAAUUAGACGACAUUCUGAGCGGUUUGUAAAUGAUCUGUUUGGUACUGGUGCCAGCGACCCAUGUUGCCCACACUUGCUGUAGUGUCCAAGGAAAGAGGUUUAACAUGCCUGGACUACAGUAUACAAUCACUGGAUGCGUUUGGAUCAAGUUUAUAAGCCUGCUGGCUGUUAGGUUAUCAACAUGUCUUUUUACAAAUGACACUUCAGUGAUGUUCUCCAGGCACAAAUGUAAAAUCCACAAGCAAAGUUGAUUGGACCUAUCAAUUCAGUUUGUGUCUUAAUUGUUAUGUAAACUCCUGAAGUCGUUUUCACUUCAAACUCGUAUGAGAACAGACAUGUGGAGGGUAACUUUAGAUCGUAGGGAUGUUGUUAGGUCCAACUUGAAGAUUCCCACUUCCCAACAAUUUUGCCGUUAGAAUUACUAUCUGGGUGAGUCCUUACGUGUGUGAGAUGCAUUUUGAAAUGGUUAGUGUGGUUACAAGGAUUAUGCUCAAUUUUAGUUUCUGUACAUCUACAAUCGCUAACCCUGUUCAUUAUUAGUUAACCAGUGCUGCUACGAAGUUAGGUGUGAGGGAAAUAUUUGUUUUUGUUUUUUCUUUGUCUGAGAUCUCUGGGUGUAGAUUGUUAGACCUGUUGAGGAUUCACAUUUUUACCAUUUUGUGAGGAUUCCACCCAUUAGUGUUAUGCAAUCCAUGAACUAACAAGAACUUGCUUGCAUUUAAAAAGGGAAUUUGUCACUAUACUGAACCUUUUACUUUGAUAUCUGGCGGGAUUUGAAAUGAUGUAAUUUAUAUGAAAGUAAUAAUGAACACGAAUGUUUACAUUGCAAUCCAAGUAUGUAAAACUUAACGUUUGUUUUUCACUUUUGUAUUUCUAUUUUAGUAUGUUAAUACUUUUGCUGGUUGUAAAUAUACUGCAAGAUGUUAAGGCUUGUCAGGUUGUUGUGUAUAGUGUAUAAACAUUAUCUUUUUAAGAUCCUUAUACUAAGGAUCUUGUUUUUUUUUUUUGGUUCAAAACUGUUAUUGUUCGUAUGGCAAUGAUGACAAACAAAAAAAAAGUUAAUAAAAAGUCAAAACAAA
Molecule: messenger RNA, 3826 nt
Organism: Hypomesus transpacificus
Lineage: Eukaryota; Metazoa; Chordata; Actinopteri; Osmeriformes; Osmeridae
Gene: sox19b
Product: SRY-box transcription factor 19b
Exons: 2
Coding region: 428-1312 (294 amino acids)
Biological process (GO): anatomical structure morphogenesis; regulation of DNA-templated transcription; cell differentiation
Molecular function (GO): RNA polymerase II cis-regulatory region sequence-specific DNA binding; DNA-binding transcription factor activity, RNA polymerase II-specific
Source: RefSeq, a predicted model, not a curated record